This is a messenger RNA of Sphaeramia orbicularis (orbiculate cardinalfish), 2853 nucleotides long. RefSeq names its product tetraspanin 4a (gene tspan4a). The record is from RefSeq and is a predicted model, not a curated record. Gene Ontology annotation, cellular component: plasma membrane. Bases 1398 to 2372 code for a protein of 324 amino acids. NCBI's taxonomy places the organism in Eukaryota, Metazoa, Chordata, Actinopteri, Kurtiformes, Apogonidae. The transcript has 7 exons.
GAUUGGGCGUUUGAGUUUGUGCGUGCAGAAGGCAGAAGAGAGCAUCGCAGGCAGGAACGAACAGAGGAGGAGGGGGGACAGAGAGAGAGAGAGAGAGAGAGACACAGAACCGGAGCUUGUGAAGAGAAAGCGGGAGGGAGCUGGAGGCAGCGAGGCUGGACGACCGCUCAAACACUGCAGUCUUUCUUUUGCUUCUCUGAGGAAACUGUCUUCUCUCUACUCUUCCUGCCUCUUUCUGCUUGGCCAUGACCCAGCUGGACACCUUCAUUUCUUUGCCCAUGUAGAGAAGAGGAGAGAAAGCGCAGGAGGGAAAGGCGAGAAGAGGGGACACCGCUUACUUUGCUUCACUGAUGACAAUCUGGAAAUUAAUUAACCGCCGUCAGCACAGGAGGGGGGGCCAGAGCAAUAGAGGGGCACAGAGGGAGAGCUGAACAGGGUGAAUUGCUAGAUGUGUGAAGGAUGGGGCUGUGGAGGCAAAGAGAAUAAACCCUAGACACUUUUCAGAGACGAAGGGACAAGUUAGGGCAGUAGAAGAAGGAGAGAAAAUUUGAGAAACCAAUAAUUCAAGAAGCCAAAGAAUGAUCCACUCACACUUCAUCUUUUCACGCCUCAGUUCCUCUCUAUUCUUCCUUUCACAUCCAUAACACCACCCAUCCCUUUCAUCUCAUUUUCUUUUUUUUCCCUGCAUGUCAGCAAAAGCACAUCAGCAACCACAUGGACACCGCCGAGCACUCACACACGACUUAAACCACAGCGCAGCACUUCAAUCACAGUGGAAGUGUUAUCUGUUACUGCGUUAAAAAAAAGAAGCCGAUUGGCUGAAGCGAGGGUGUUAUUACGUCCCGGCUGAAAACACCUGCACAGGAGUUUCUCAUGAGACCAGGUAGGACGUUUCCGGAUCACUUUGUCGACCCAAAGCAGCUGGAGAGGUCGAGUCAGAGCCCUCUGGUCGUUACGAGAUGAAACUGCAAACCAGUUUAUCUCUGGUAGCAUGACACCUGUGUUUGACAGAUUAGAGAGAGGAAUACAGGGGUGUGCAGAUGUGUACAUGUGUGUUAGAAUUAUGUCCUAAAUACACAGAAUUACACAGGUGUUGCAACAGGAUUAUGCAAAGUCUCCUACUGAAUUUUAUGACACUAUAGGAUUAAAAAGAGGAAGUCAAAUCAAGUGAAAGGCAGCACAUUAUCUUCCACGGCUUAGUGCAGAUCAGGUGUGAUCACGCUUGAGUGUAAUGAAAUCCACGCUUUGAUAAGGGGUCGUAAUUACUUUUGAGAUCAACUCAGGAGAGGUUGACACGUUAACGCUCAACCCUCAGUGGAAUAACUUGUGGUCCCUCGCAGUGGACUUUGAAACACAGACUAUUAAGAACUCUUACCAGAGACACAUUUGGCUCCAUAAUGAGGCGCUCAAGCACAGAUGAGACCCCGUAUCGGCGCAGUCCCUCUUUGGACAGUAAACCCGACACGCCGCCGUUCACUUCUGGGUUUCACCGCUUCAGUGGGGAGUUUGAGUAUAAGAGGCCACCGUUCGCAUUUGGCUUCCACACCACAAAGGGGCCACAGACGUCCAAGGGGCGCUACGCACAAGGGAAGAAGUAUGUGGUGUUUUACCUGGACCUGUCCUUCAUAUUCCUCCUAGAACUGCGUCGCUGCAGGAUGGCCGAAGGUUGCAUGAUGGCCCUGCGAUAUGGAAUGGUCUUCUUCAAUCUCCUCUUUUGGCUGGGAGGAUGUGGAAUCCUCGGGGUGGGAGUCUGGCUCUCGGUGACCCAGGGAAACUUCGCCACCUUGUCAUCAUCGCUUCCCUCCUUGUCGGCGGCCAACCUCCUCAUCGCGGUGGGGACCAUCAUCAUGGUGAUUGGAUGUCUGGGUUGCGUCGGUGCCGUCAAAGAGAGCCGUCCCCUGCUCCUCACUUUCUUCAUCCUCCUUCUGCUCAUCUUCUUCCUGGAGAUUCUGUCCAUCAUGCUCUUCUUCAUCUACCAGGAUGAGAUCGAUCAUUACGCUCAGAGGGAUCUGAAGAAAGGGCUGCAGCUCUUUGGCACAGAAGGAAACGUGGGUCUAACCAACGCCUGGAUGAUUGUCCAAACUGAUUUCCGUUGCUGUGGAGUCACUAACCACACAGACUGGUUUGAAGUGUACAACGCCACCCGUGUGCCCGACUCCUGCUGCCUGGAGUACAGCGACAACUGUGGCCUGGACAACCCCGGAACAUGGUGGACAGCGCCGUGCUACGAGCGAGUGAAGGACUGGCUUAAUGAGAACCUGGUGGCGCUCUGGAUCUUUGCUCUAUGCACAGCACUUAUGCAGAUCCUGGGCCUGGUUUUCUCCAUGACCAUGUUCUGUCAGGCAGUGAAAGUAGAGACCUUCUACGCCUAGCGCUCGACCUCUCCGCCCUUCAGCACAUUCGGAUUGUUUCUCAUCAGAGAGGGACAGAUAUAGACCCGCCCCUCCUCCUCCUCCUCCUGCUCCUGCUCCUCCUCCUCAUUUUCUUCCUCUUCCUCCCCACAGAAAGACUCUUAUUUCCCAUGCUUUGCCCUCUCUGUGACAUUCCUUCUUCGAUGUCACCAGUUCACAGUUUUCUGCUAAUUAUCAACAAAGCACAGUGUCAAUGUAAUACCUGAGUUGGUUCCUAUGGUUUGCUCUGUGUCAAAAGCUAAUUUCUGUGAUACAUUUUAUGAAACAGUAUUAUGAACAUGUAUAAAACUGUGUAACCCUUUUUUAAACGUGUUUUGUUUUAAAUUAUUUUAUGGUUUGUAUGUGUUUCCAAAUGAGAGCUACAGCCUGGAAAGUGCACUGUUGAGGUGCUGCAAAUGCAUGUCUGCGAUGGUGUGUAUUAAAUGUUUUUGGCUCGACUAAA